CUGACGUGAACGAGCCCGCGUGUAGCUCCCAAUACGCAGGCGCCACUGGGGCGGGGCUGGGAGGGGAGAGUGGGUGGAGCCGAGGGCGGGGACUGUGACUAGAGCCGGGCAGAAUCCAAGUACCCCUGCGGCGGGGCGGCAGUAAUGGCGAUUUUUAGUGUGUAUGUGGUGAACAAAGCUGGCGGCCUGAUUUACCAGUUGGACAGCUACGCUCCACGGGCUGAGGCUGAGAAAACUUUCAGUUACCCUCUGGAUCUUCUGCUCAAGCUACACGAUGAGCGUGUGCUGGUUGCUUUUGGCCAGCGCGACGGCAUCCGGGUGGGCCAUGCAGUGCUGGCUAUCAAUGGCAUGGACGUGAACGGCAAGUAUACGGCCGACGGGAAAGAGGUGCUGGAGUAUCUGGGUAACCCUGCUAACUACCCGGUGUCUAUCCGAUUCGGCCGACCCCGCCUCACCUCUAAUGAAAAGCUCAUGCUAGCUUCCAUGUUCCACUCGCUCUUUGCCAUCGGCUCUCAGCUGUCUCCUGAACAGGGAAGCUCAGGCAUUGAAAUGCUAGAGACAGACACAUUCAAACUGCACUGCUUCCAGACACUGACAGGGAUAAAGUUUGUGGUGUUGGCAGAUCCUAGGCAAGCUGGAAUAGAUUCCCUUCUCCGAAAGAUUUAUGAGAUUUACUCAGACUUUGCCCUCAAGAAUCCAUUCUAUUCCCUGGAAAUGCCCAUCAGGUGUGAACUCUUUGACCAGAACUUGAAGCUAGCCCUGGAGGUGGCAGAGAAGGCUGGAACUUUUGGACCUGGGUCAUAGGCCAAACCUGCCUCCAAACCUCAAAUUCUGAGAGUUCCUACAGCAAGGGUACUGUUGUUUUCACUCCGAUGGAGAGCAGCCUUCUUACUGCAUUGAAUAUGAAUGCUGAGCCUGAUAACACAUACUGAUCCCUGAGCCUUAAUACCAUGCUCAUUCCUUCUGUAUAUAUUAUGUUCCUACUUUCCAACUCUGUACAGAUUUAUUUAUGGAGGAGGUAGGCCCAUAAAUUAUGUAAUAAAUAUUCCUUUAAUCCCAGUGUUUGC
Nycticebus coucang (slow loris) is the source of this 1067-nucleotide messenger RNA. RefSeq names its product trafficking protein particle complex subunit 4 (gene TRAPPC4). Bases 145 to 804 code for a protein of 219 amino acids. Gene Ontology annotation, biological process: endoplasmic reticulum to Golgi vesicle-mediated transport. The record is from RefSeq and is a predicted model, not a curated record. The transcript is spliced from 5 exons. Gene Ontology annotation, cellular component: TRAPP complex. Lineage: Eukaryota; Metazoa; Chordata; Mammalia; Primates; Lorisidae.